This is a messenger RNA of Nannizzia gypsea CBS 118893, 768 nucleotides long. RefSeq lists its product as hypothetical. Gene Ontology annotation, cellular component: RecQ family helicase-topoisomerase III complex; nuclear body. The record is from RefSeq and is a predicted model, not a curated record. Bases 1 to 768 code for a protein of 255 amino acids. Gene Ontology annotation, biological process: double-strand break repair via homologous recombination; resolution of meiotic recombination intermediates. NCBI's taxonomy places the organism in Eukaryota, Fungi, Ascomycota, Eurotiomycetes, Onygenales, Arthrodermataceae. The transcript has a single exon.
AUGGCACCAGAUCCACAUACCUACAUAAGGGACCACCUUCUGAAUACGAAGUCGCUGCCAGUUUCGGAAGUAUGGCUCUCAGAAUUUCUUUCUGCCCAACGGCCGGGAACCACACCCCUUGCUGCCCUAACCCAAACUGCGUUGUUCCGACUCCUUGCCUCUGAUUUUACCAAUUCACUUGAGAUACCAAGUUCAAACUUGAGGCAGGUACUGCCUACAGAUGUCACUGACCCGAGCAUCAAGGAAAGGUGCAUAUCUGGGCCUGUUCCUGUCCAAAUCUUUGAUAUAGAAGACAUUGGAACUAGCAUAUGGAGCCAAGUGGAAGCUAUUGAGAGGAUUGAGAGAGGUGAAUCAAUAAGGGGGAGAGAAGUUAUUAGAACGGUACCACAAGCCGCCGAGGUUGAAGAAGGGAUUAGUACCAUGAACACUACAAAUGCUAUUGGAAGGCAAUCGGCACCAUCCGCUAGUUCUGGGGAGCAUGCAAAACUAGGAGGGCCGCACCGACUCAUCUUGCAGGACUGCAAAGGCACGAAGGUAACAGCUAUAGAGCUGAAACCUCUAGAUGCAAUAAAAAUAGGAGAAACAGCGAUUGGAACAAAGCUACUGAUCACUAAUGCUAUUGUCGCGCGUGGGAUGGCCCUUUUAGAUCCAGAAUGUGUUACAAUCCUUGGAGGUAAAAUUGAAGGACUAGACAGCCAAUGGAAAGCUGGUCGGAAAAGAAGACUCCUAUCGGCACUGAACCCACCAGAAAAUACCGGUUCAGCAUGA